UUCAAUUUGACACUUGGUCUGAAACAUUUUUGAUCAGACUAAGUGGAGACAUAUUUGUAACCUGGAAAGAGAGAAAGAGCAAGGUGAAGAGAAAAUGUAAGAGCAAGCAAUUCGGUUCCAGUGUAGAAAAAUGUUUCAUUUUCAUAUUCAACCAGAGGUGAAAGGAGUCAUGUGAAUGUAUAGUACUGAUGUGUUCCAGAUGGCAUCCUAUUCCACAGAACCAUUUCCCGGCCGCUUUAUGAGAAGUUGUGAGCGCAGUUUGGAAUCAAAAAGCUCUGUUUACCUAGCAGUGGAUAUGAUCACGUGCAACUUCAAAUGCAGCUCAUUCAAGUUAACAAACAUGUAAUCAUAUACAUCACAGAUUUCAUCAGAGGUUUGAUUACCUACUGUAGCAAGCCAGCCAGGCAAGGUAAAAUAUCACAAAUAGAGAUGGGUAUAGCCAGAAGAAGAAUAUACUUGUUGAACAGAGCUAUAGCCAUCAGUCUUGCAUGUUUUUAUUUUUAAUCACUCACUCACUAUUAGUCAAGGUCUCGACUUAAGCGUUAGCUAUCCUGCUACAGAGGUUUUUGGUGUGGGAUGUGUGUGCAUCCCUCAAACGUGACGUUUGCUUGUAAAAUUAUUAUUUUUUAAAUGGCUCUAUAUAAUGCACUACUUUUGACCAAGGCCCUUGGAGUAAUUUCAGACACAAUCACAGUCUAUUCGCCAUUAAUUUGUCCCCCUCUUCUCCCUGGCUGCAGCACAUAGUGAAGUGUCACGGCAGCACUCUGCUGCCCCAGUUCCUGGGGAUGUACCGUGUGGGUGUAGAGAAUGAGGAGACCUACCUGAUCGUCAUGAGGAACAUGUUCAGCCACAGACUGGUGGUGCACAGGAAGUACGACCUUAAGGGCUCUCUGGUGUCUCGUGAAGCAAGUGACAAAGAGCGGGUGAAAGAGCUGCCCACCUACAAGGACAUGGACUUCAGAAACAACAUGCAGAAGGUGUAUGUGAACGAGGAGCAGAAGGAGAAGGUCAUGGAGAAACUCAACAGAGAUGUGGAGUUUCUUGUCAAGCUAAAGAUUAUGGACUACAGCCUGCUCCUGGGUAUCCAUGACUUGGGGCGGGCUGAGCGGGAAGAGGAGGAGGGAGAGGAACCCUCUAUUGAGGAGGAUGGGGAGACUGAGAAUGGCCUGAUGCAGGUCCCUAACGCGUGCUCCUACAGCACGUCUCCUGAGGGCAUCGCUGGCUACAUGGCCUCCUGCAAGCCCCUGGGGCCCGGGGAGUUUGACCCCUAUGUGGAUGUGUAUGCCAUAAGGAGUGCCCCUGGAGCCCCUCAGAAGGAGGUGUACUUCAUGGGUCUGAUAGACGUUCUAACACAGUACGACACCAAGAAGAAAGCCGCUCACGCAGCCAAAACUGUCAAGCAUGGGGCUGGUGCUGAAAUCUCCACUGUCCACCCAGAACAGUACGCCAAGCGAUUUCGUGAUUUCAUCGCCAACAUCUUUGCAUAGCAGGACAUUAUAACCACCACUGAUACAACCAACCUUUUCCCAUUUAGAUUGGAUGGUUUGUAUUGUUCUUUUGUUCUUUUUUACUUUUGUUCUGGGACUUUCUGUCUUGUUUUUCUUCUGAUGUACAUUUAUAUCAUGAAACAUUGACCCAAAAAAUCUAAACACACAGAUCAUGUUAUUUUGAUCUCACACUUUACUGUUUCCAUUGUUGUAAUGUAUUACUGACUGAUACAUAUUUAUUUUUAGAUUGAUAAGAUGAAUGUGAUUCCAUAUUGAUAAGCACUCUUGACUGACUUUGUAGCAAAAGGGUACUUAGGCUAAUACUGCUGCUUUGUGUCCUCAGAGAGAUGUUACACUGAAAAGGAUAGAAUAGACUUAAAGGGACAACCUGGGAUUGAUAUAUCGACCACUUUGUUGUUUGUUUGAAUCCCAGAUUGCCCCUAUAACCCAGUCAGUUGAAAUCCUGGGUCGUGUCCAUUAAGCACCAAACAGAAGGAAGUGGCGGGAAACUGGGAGGUGCUGUACUACCAAUGACUAACUACCUGAACUUGUCCAAUAAGAAAUCACAACCUUGGAUUGGUCUGAUGUACUGAAUAUACUAAUAUAACUGGACAUAGGAACAUAUCAUUGUAGUGAACCCUACAGUAAAUAUCAGAGCAAUUUGUCUCUGUCUUCUGGGAUUUGCCAUGAACGUCCCUCAUCAUCAUCUCACAUUGGCUCAUGUGUAGCAUUAUGCUAUCAUGAGUAAACUUGGAACCAGACCCUGUUGUUGGACUGACAAUGUCCUUUUGAAUACCUUUUGGUGCCUCAAACUGAGUCAUUUUUAAAGGACUUCUCAAGAUCAUUGUUAUGGGGAAUAUAAGUAUAAUCAUUCCAACUCCCUCUCACACAUUGUCAUGCCAAACAUGUUUUCUUGACAAUGACAGCAAUGGACCAAGCUAGAAUAAAAGAUGAGUAGAGGUAGACGAUGGUCUAUGCUUGGUCAGAUUUGACGACGACUAUUAUUAUGACAUUUGAAUAGACUCCACAGAAGAGUAGUAUGUGUCACUCAUAGAAUAUAGCACUACAUUUCAGCUGCUUUAUGCAAUUUGAUUGCCUUAAAGAUGUGAUGAGUUUUCUAGUAUAGAAGUUGAAUACAUUGACGGGCUGAAUAGUUACAGUAUGAGUAAGUGAAGCCUUGUAACCAUUGUGAUUGCACGUCUUGUAUUUUUGCAAAUCAGCUUUUGGAUCAAAAUAUAUUUUACAAAGAUUUUC
This is a messenger RNA of Oncorhynchus mykiss (rainbow trout), 2741 nucleotides long. NCBI's taxonomy places the organism in Eukaryota, Metazoa, Chordata, Actinopteri, Salmoniformes, Salmonidae. The record is from RefSeq and is a predicted model, not a curated record.